GCAUGUCUGAGAAUGAGACGAGGAACUACAGUUACAGUGUUGACGGAACGGGCCUCCCGAAACAAGGGAAUCACAAAUAAUUUUUAAAGCGACAUUAAGAUCACUCAGAUUCGAGGAAGCCAUUGCCAGACAAAGGCCUCCCUGCCUUGUCCCCCUCCCCUCGGCCUGCCCUUCUGCCACCCUCCAGUUCCCCCUUCCCUCAUGCUGUGGAUGAAGCAGCUCCACUGCCAGCCUGAUGACUGCCUGGAUCGUUCUGCCUGUCAGCUUGUCUGCCUUCUCCAUCACUGGAAUAUGGAUAGUCUAUGCUAUGGCUGUCAUGAACCACCAUGUUUGUCCAGUAGAAAACUGGUCAUACAAUGUCACAUGUACAGAGGAACCCUCUAAACCAGGCUUUCCAAAGACAUGCUGCACCAUUCAGGAUAUCCCCCUCAUCAGUAAAUGUGGGUCCUUCCCUCCUGAAAGCUGUCUAUUCAGCCUGAUUGGCAACGUGGGAGCAUUCAUGGUGGUGAUGGUGUGCCUUUUGCGCUAUGCUCAGAUGAUUGAGCAUGGCCACGGCUGCUGGAUCAACACCGGCGGCCUGGUGGCUGGAUUCGGCAACGCCGUUGGCUUAGUCAUGGUGGGGAAUUUCCAGGUGGACCAUGCUAAGACUCUCCACUAUGUGGGGGCUGGUGUGGCAUUCCCAGCCGGAAUGGUGUUCGUGUGCCUGCAGUGUCUGCUCACCUAUCGGGUGGCCCUCACUGCCCUGGACUACUGGAUGGCACAUGUACGGGUUGGCCUGACUGUGGCCGCUCUGGUUUCACUCGUCCUCAGUGGUGCUUUCUUCAUCCACGAGAGCUUUGUGCUGCAGCAUGCAGCAGCCAUCUGUGAGUGGGUCUUCACUGUGGACAUCCUCGUCUUUUAUGGCACCUUCACCUACGAGUUCGGCACCGUCACCAGCGAGACCAUGAUGGCCGGCCUGCAGCGCGGCUGCCACCAGAGCGCCAGCAUGAUCCUGGGCGGGAGCGAGCGGCUAGGGGGCCUCGGCAGCGGGAGCGCCAAGGGCCUCAAGUCCCCCGGGGGGAGCAGCACCUCCACCCACCUGAACUGCACGCCAGAGAGCAUCGCCAUGCUGUAGGUCGUCGUCCCACCUUUGUCAACCCUGGUCACAUGUCCGUCGGAACGUACGCCGCUCCUGUGGAGGUGACCGGUGCUUUUUAGAUGAAAUGGACCAGGAGGGAGAAAACGAGGAAG
Messenger RNA from Sardina pilchardus (European sardine), 1230 nucleotides. It is a transcript of the gene tmem150aa, whose product is annotated as transmembrane protein 150Aa. Bases 236 to 1114 code for a protein of 292 amino acids. Gene Ontology annotation, biological process: protein localization to plasma membrane. Lineage: Eukaryota; Metazoa; Chordata; Actinopteri; Clupeiformes; Clupeidae. The transcript has 8 exons. The record is from RefSeq and is a predicted model, not a curated record. Gene Ontology annotation, cellular component: plasma membrane.